AUGACCCCAAGGAUCAUGAAGCAUUUCAAGAUUGCCGUCGGGGUGAUCGCCCUCAUGAUUACCCAAACAGCUGCUAUUCCUCAGGCCAUCGAGAAUUCCAUCUGCGGCCCUGGUCUCGGAGGCUGUAUUGGGGGAUGUUGCUCUGAGUUUGGCCACUGCGGUACUACCAGGGCAUACUGCUCAGGAUCGCAAUGCCAGCUCGAUUACAGCGACUCCUGCGACACACAAGUCGGCCCUCCUGGAAGAAGCACUGAAGACAUCUAUCGGCCUUUCUCUGGCGAUGUCCCAUAUGCGGAAACCAUCACUGAAUGUGACUCUCCGGGUCUUGUUGCCUUGACGUUCGAUGACGGACCCUUUGAGUAUACAAAUCAGCUUCUUGACCUCCUCGACGAAUACAAAGUCAAGGCCACGUUCUUCAUCGCCGGACACAACAGAGGCAAGGGCCGCAUCGACGACGAGUCCACGGGGUAUCCAAAAGUUCUACGGCGCAUGCGAAGUGCCGGACAUCAGCUGGCCAGCCACACCUGGACUCAUCGCAACCUCAACGGCGUCAGCGAAGAAGUCCAAAGAACAGAAAUGAUCUACAACGAGAUGGCCUUUCGCAACAUAUUCGGCUUCGUCCCGACAUACAUGCGUCCGCCGUUCCUGGAGUGCGGCACGAGCUCCGGGUGCCUCGACACGAUGGAAGAACUCGGUUACCACGUCAUUAGCACCAACCUGGACACCAAAGACUAUGAGAACGACGACCCUGUGCUGAUCCAAAAGUCCAAGGAUAAGUUCUUUUCCAUGCAAUCAUCCGACGAGGAGUCUCACAGCUACAUCGUCCUUGCUCACGACGUGCAUUAUCAGACCGUUGUGACGCUGGCCAAGUACAUGAUUGAGACCUCGAGGCAGCGAGGGUACAAGCUGGUGACGGUUGGAGAGUGCCUUGGCGAUCCUUCUCAGAAUUGGUAUCGUUCAGCUCCUGCUAGGCGCGAUUUGGGCUUGAAUCAGGAGGUGCCGCCGGUAAACAACACAAACCCAGAGGUCCCGCCGGUAAACAACACAAAUCCUGGCACGCCGCCUGUGAACAAUACAAACCCAGAGACGCCGCCUGUAAACAACACGGAUCCAGAGACGCCGCCUGUAAACAACACAAAUCCAUGGACGCCACCUGGGAACAGCACAAACCCAUGGACGCCACCCGGGAACAGCACAAAUCCAUGGACGCCGCCAAUAAACACUCCCGACCCCGUCGAGCCGCCAAAGCUCAGGGUCUCAAAGGACCAGAGAUGUGGCGGCGAAUUCGGAACCACUUGCAAGGGCUCUCUCUUUGUGGGAGAAGCGACCAGCAUUGUAGCACAGGCUGUGAUCCCACCUAUGGAGACUGCCCUCGACUUGACAACGACAAAAAACAGGGAGACACACACAAUACAACAAACGGCCUUUGCGGAAGCGACUUUGACGCUACGUGUCUCUACUAUGGCACCAAGACGUGCUGUUCCGAGUACGGCUAUUGGUGAGUUUGAUUCGGUCUCGACUGUUGUGAUUGUUUCCACUGACGUAAAUGAUGAUGCAGCGGCAAUAGUAGGGAGCAUUGUGGCGGUGGAUGUCAAACGGGCUAUGGAUUAG
This is a messenger RNA of Trichoderma aggressivum f. europaeum, 1611 nucleotides long. Its product is annotated as CAZyme family CE4. Bases 1 to 1611 code for a protein of 536 amino acids. The record is from RefSeq and is a predicted model, not a curated record. The transcript has 5 exons. Lineage: Eukaryota; Fungi; Ascomycota; Sordariomycetes; Hypocreales; Hypocreaceae. Gene Ontology annotation, molecular function: hydrolase activity, acting on carbon-nitrogen (but not peptide) bonds. Gene Ontology annotation, biological process: carbohydrate metabolic process.